This is a messenger RNA of Drosophila santomea, 1086 nucleotides long. RefSeq lists its product as uncharacterized. The transcript is spliced from 7 exons. The record is from RefSeq and is a predicted model, not a curated record. Lineage: Eukaryota; Metazoa; Arthropoda; Insecta; Diptera; Drosophilidae. Bases 363 to 803 code for a protein of 146 amino acids.
AAGGAUUUUAAGCUUUUUAAGAAAUUAAACUGUCGCUAUAGGCAACGCAAGUGCGUCCGUUUUUAAUUAUUUCUCUAUGUAAUUCUAAUUACACGGGAUCAUUAUGGUCGGAAAUACCCUGGCACGCGCCUGUCAGAAUUUUCGGUUUCGUUUUCCGUCACCCCUUUUCUUUUGCAUUUGCAAUUAAUUGUGAAAGUGACACGUCGUGUUUGUGAAAAAAUUCAAUUUAUUUUCAACAAAAAAAAAUAUAAAUCCGUAAUUCUUUGGUGUUUAGUCCGUAGGCGUAUUUUUCAAUAUGAAUCGGGCAUACCUUAAACGACGGCGUUUUAGGUAUCUUUAGAAGAUUCACCUGCCUCGGUUCGAUGACCGAAAAAAAAAAUUCUUUUAAAAUGUCUGAAGAGCCGACAACUAGCAAAAAACUCACCCAAUUUGUUUUCUCCCUUGAGGAGGAUGAUCUUGUGAUAGAAACCCGGCCACCCCCGACAAUUAACGACCAAUUGGCCGAGAUCUGGCAAAAAAUUCGUUCUUUGGAGACGGUGUUGGAGGCCAACACGAAGAAGCUGGCAAAGACGGCCGAGAUCAUCCAAAGAGUUCGGUCAUUGGAGACGGUGUUGGAGGUCAACACGAAGCAGCUGGCGGAGACCACAAACCAGGUUGCGAGGAUGACGGCCUUGUUGGAGAUUUUCGUGAAGGGGAAGGCGAAGAAUGUGGCUGUGGAAGUGGCGUUCCCAGACACAUCGGAGGAAGACCUGGUGGCUUUCGAUCAGAACAUAAGCUCAGGGUCCCAAGAACGCUACAUGUAAGCAAUAACAAAAACUUUAAAGAGCAACCAUUUGUCCAAGGCAAUAAAGGGCGUUUUGUCAGAAACGCUCUUGUGCGCCUACAACAUAGACGGCCUAAACGGGAAAAAGUCUUUAAAAAAAUUUCCCAAAUUCUUUUCCGUUCUGAUUGAAAGCAUAAGCACAUUAGAAGGCCAGCAGCCAGCGGAGAAGGCCUUGGCCCACGCACUGGCAUGUGUUAAAAAUAAUGCAAACAAAAAAAGGAAAAAACUAGUCGAAUAAAGCAAAAAAAACAAGUUUAAUUUAC